CCAUGCAUGGCUCAUUAGAUCUGCCCAAGGGAGGCAGUAUCAUACUUACUUCAGCCAUGAGGACUCUGACACUCAGAGAGGCCAUGUGACUUGCCCAGGGCUACAUGUCGAGGAUACAGCCAGACUGGGGUCUGAGCCAAGGACAGCAAGGAUGGCACUCAGAAGAUCAGAGCCCAGAAGGAACUUGGAGCUCAUUUAAUUCAGUCCCUCACUUUUUCAGAUUGGGAGACUGAGGCCAAGAGACCAGCAGGUUCUGCUACAUUGUGACCAUGGGGAAAUCACAGUCUCUCCCUGGGCUUUGAUAUCUCCCUCUGGUGGAAAAGAAACAGAGCCCCCUCCUGCCAAGGCUUCGGGACUUUCCCACUGUUGGCAUGGCUCCUGGAUCAGAACACAGCAAAUUUCCCAACUGGGUGAGAAGACAGGUCUGCAGGCAGCUGGUAUUUGGAGGAGCCCACAGCACUGUUGGCAUCAAAGAGCUAAAUACAACACUGGCUGGGCAGUGGCAGCCAGGAGGAAGGAUGUUGACAGACCCUAAAGGAGGAGAAGAUGCCCCGUCAGCUUGGGCUCCAUCAGGAAGAAGGCAGUCCCUCUGAAGGCAUGGGUCCUUCCCAUCACUGAAACAUGAGUGAGAGAGCACCCAGAGAACUUGGCAGGGAGAGAAAUCAGCAGAGUUGCUGAACCCAGAAAAUGAAAGGGGAGCCCUUCCCUGGGUAAUGAGUAGCCUGGGCAAGCAGCAUGCUGCAGAAAAUAUUGGAAAAGUCAGCUCUUUCUAGUGAUGUGGUAGAGUGAUAUCACUUAGUAGAACCUGAAACAAGAGCAGAAGAAGAAGUAAUGACGUAGGAAUCUUAAGCGAUCAUCUAAGAUCUGAUGCUCAAAAGAUACUGUAGGACGUGGAGCAGAGAAGGAACAGUAGCUCUUUCAAGGCACUUAUCAUAGCUAUAACUAAUCAUUAACCAAGUGAUUGGCUUUUAAAAAAAUAUUUUUUUAUUUAUUUGGCUCUUCUGGGUCUCAGUUGCCACAUAGGGAAUCUUCGUCUUAGUAUCUGGGAUCUAGUCCCCUGACCAGGGAUUGAAUUCAGGCCCUCUGCACUGGGAGUACAGAGUCUUAACCACUGGACCACCAGGGAAAUCCUAUGUGGUUUGCUUUUAAACCCACCAUCCUUCUACUAGAAUUUAAGCCUUGUAAAGGCAGGGACCUUAUGUGCCUUAUUUACCUUCUCACGGCCUUGUGCAUUGUAGGUACUUACUAAAUACAUUAUGGAAGAAGGAAGGAGUAAAUUGUGGGUUAAGAUGGAAGAAUGAUAGCCCCAGUCCUUCAAACUCAGUCAUAAAUGAUUUGGAUUGCAAUCAUUGUAGAGUGAACUAUACAGAAUUCUCCUUCCAAACUUCUGUUUUAUCUAGUUUCCAGAUGCUCUGACUGCCUGUCACCCUGGCAUAUAGCUCUCUCCCACCAUGUAUGCCUCAGCCUGUAAUGGGUCAAAAGACUCUUCACCCAUCUUCUACCUGGUGGGCAUCCCCUCUCUACAGGAUGUCUUCUUUCUCCCUGUCUUCUUCACCUUCUUGUCCUUUUACCUGCUUAUCCUGGUGGGUAAUGCCCUGAUCCUGGUGGCCAUGGUGAUAGAGCCUAGACUCCAUAAACCCAUGUACUUCUUCCUGAUUAACCUCUCAGCCCUGGACAUCCUCUUCACCACAUCCACUGUCCCCAAGAUGCUAUCCCUCCUCUUACUUGGGGACCACUACCUCAGCUUCUCUGCCUGCUUCCUGCAGAUGUGCCUUUUCCAUGGCCUUAACUGCUCUGAAGCCUUCAUCCUGGUGGUCAUGGCCUAUGACCGCUAUGUGGCUGUCUGCCGCCCACUGCACUACCCUGUACUCAUGACCCCACAGACCAGUGCUGCCCUGGCAGCCAGUGCCUGGCUCACUGCCCUCCUUCUGCCCAUCCCAGCAGUGGUGCAGACCUCCCACAUGACUUUUGACAGCACUGUUUACAUAUACAACUGCUUCUGUGACCACUUAGCUGUGGUCCAAGCCUCCUGCUCUGACACCACCCCCCAGACCUUCAUGGGCUUCUGCAUCGCCAUGGUGGUAUCCUUCCUGCCCCUUCUCCUGGUGCUUCUCUCCUAUGCCCACAUUCUGGCCUCAGUGCUUCGCAUCAGCUCCCGAGAAGGACGCUCCAAAGCCUUCUCCACUUGCAGCUCCCACCUCCUGGUGGUUGGCACUUACUACUCAUCCAUUGCCAUAGCCUAUGUGGCCUACAGGGCUGACCUACCCCUUGACUUCCACAUAGUGGGCAAUGUGGUGUUUGCUAUUCUCACACCUGUCCUCAACCCUCUCAUCUACACGCUGAGGAACAAGGAUGUCAAAGCAGCCAUCACCAAAAUAGCAUGUCCUCAAGACCUAGGGCAUCAUGAGGACCUUUGAUCCUUAGAUAUAGUUAAUCCUGCACCCAGGAUACCUGUGUGUUAAGAAGAGAGAAUGCCAUAAAAAAAUUUUUUUGAAGGAAAGAAUGACUUAUAGCAAGACCAAAAAUGCACUAUUGGAGCUUCCCUUUCCAAAAUUAAUGAAAAGCUAAGUAAUGAAAUCAAUCCUUUUGUGGAAAGAAAUAAGAAUGUCAGAUACAGUGUGUAAAGUAUCUUCUUAAAAGUAUCAAUUAGAUUUUUUAACAUAAUAGGUCUAAAGUAAGAAUAAAGACAGGAAUGCAGACAAAGUAGUUAUUAAGACAUAGAUGGACAUGUAGAUCAAUGAAACACAGCAGAGAGCCCAGAAACAGACCCUUGAAUAGAUGGGCAAUUGAUAUAUAAGUGACACUGUAGGUCAGUGUAUGAUAGUAUUAUAACUAUCAGAUAUCCACUUGUCAAAAGAUGAAAUUUGUCUCUUACCUCAAACAUACAUAAAAAUUAAUCCCAGAGUCCUUAAAAAACUGGAAAUAGAACUGCCAUAUGACCCAGCAAUCCCACUCCUGGGCAUACACACCAAGGAAACCAGAUCUGAAAGAGACA
Molecule: messenger RNA, 2995 nt
Organism: Cervus elaphus (red deer)
Lineage: Eukaryota; Metazoa; Chordata; Mammalia; Artiodactyla; Cervidae
Product: olfactory receptor 2AT4-like
Exons: 2
Coding region: 1452-2417 (321 amino acids)
Biological process (GO): G protein-coupled receptor signaling pathway
Cellular component (GO): membrane
Molecular function (GO): olfactory receptor activity; G protein-coupled receptor activity
Source: RefSeq, a predicted model, not a curated record